Messenger RNA from Lottia gigantea (owl limpet), 2226 nucleotides. RefSeq lists its product as hypothetical. The record is from RefSeq and is a predicted model, not a curated record. The transcript has 9 exons. Gene Ontology annotation, cellular component: endosome; autophagosome. Gene Ontology annotation, molecular function: guanyl-nucleotide exchange factor activity. Bases 686 to 2140 code for a protein of 484 amino acids. Gene Ontology annotation, biological process: autophagy; endocytosis. Lineage: Eukaryota; Metazoa; Mollusca; Gastropoda; Lottiidae.
CGAUUUUUUCCCUUGAAAAUAUGUCCCACCCCUUCCUUGUCACUGCUCUGGCUUGUUUCUCGUAUUAGUAGGUACUAAGUAGCUAUGAAAAACAGUUACAAGGAAUUCUUUAUGCAUAGCAGUUUUUUUGGUAUUCAUCAAUGAUAUUUAGGCUGAUAUAUGUUUACAAAGUCACCUGACCUCAGAAAUCUGCAAAUUUGUAGCCUAUAUAUCAAGCUAGUAAGGUUAUCUGUACAGUGUCAGCAAGUAGAAUAAAUCCAAUAGUUUCAAGCAAGGUUAUGAUUGAAGUUACAGAUGGUCGCUUGAUAAUAUACCAGAAAUGAGGGCAGACUGGGGAUCACAAGUUGUGAAUAGAGAGGCAUUAGUUUUUCUCUGUAUAAACUAUGCAUUCUUUUCUAUUGUUUUGCUGUCCUUUAUCUUAUUUCUAGUGAUUUUAACCAACACUUCAUCAACACAAGAAGAUUUAAUUACCUCUUUAUCAAUAAUGGCAUCUUGUUUUGUUUUUGUUGAUCUAAUUGUGGCCAAUUUCUUAGUUCAAUCUGUUAAUAUGAACUCUGAAAUUCGAUUACUCUUAUAGCUCUUAACUUUAUUCUUAAAUAUCUAAGUGUUAAAAUAUUCUUGUUUCCAAAAACGUGUACUGUGAUAUCUAAAUCAAAUAACUCUUAAAAUAAUCAAAAUCAGCAAAAUGGAUAUCAGUAAAGCUUCACGUCGCUUGAAACUGACUACCCGAAAUGAAGAUACAGGAAUCAUGAAAUUCACAUCCAGUAAUCAAAAUAUGGAUGAUAAAAUGUUUCAAGAUGGCACUCCACUCAGUCCAAGUUCAGUAUUUACAACUUCCGAGCUCAAAUAUAUCCCCAACUGUUUCCUUAGUGCUAUUUUGUAUUGUCACUGGGACAACAUACUUGGACCUCGAUUGUACCAUGUAUGGAAGAUAGAAAACUGUGAUACACCUCCUGUGGAUAUUUUACGUUUUUUAAGUGGACAGAUAUUGAGUGGAGAGAUUUGUCGUGAAUUAGACAGUGGGAACAUUGAUUUUAAAUUCUAUGUGAUGCCUGAUAAAGAUGUUGUGGUAUCCUCAUUUGUUUUUAGUGCUAAACUUGACAAUGAUUUAGCGAUACAGUCUAUUGGUCUAGUUUUACCAUACUGUAAUUUACACCUGUAUUUAAAAUAUCAUCAAUUAUUACAAUUAUGUCUACGUAGAAUGAUUUCUAAACUUAGAAUACUUAUGAAUAAGGCUAGUUUAUCUGAAAAUGUUUUGAACGAGUUCUCAGCCUGGUUAACUAUGUGUUUUGAAAUGUUUUCAUCAUUGACUGAAGCUGGUUUACCACAACAACCCAGACUAUCUGAUACAGCAUUUUGCCCACUUCAUAAUCUUGAGCCUGAGUUUUUAUAUCGCUGUAUAACAUCACAUUUAAUGACAUUUGGUAGAAGUUUAGUUGUAGGUAAAUUGGCUGAAAGAGUCAAUCUUGUAAUAUCAACGCUAGCCGUUUUUAACUCAGAUAGAGAAAGAGCGUGUUCCAGACUAGUUCUAGAAGAUAAGCCAUGGACAUUUCACCAUGAUUUAUGUGUACAAGGUCUUAUAAAGAGUAAAAAUGGUGCUAUUGUCUUACCAAUGAGAGAGAUAUUAUGUAGUCAAUAUCCCACCACUAUAAUUGAUGUACAGAAUAGAGAUGUAAAACAAUCACCAUAUAGUCAGGAACAUAAAGUUAGGAAUUAUGAAGUUUUACGAGAUGAACUGAUUUGUUUACAUUAUAACCAGAUAGAUGAACAUGAUGUUAUUUGUAGCAUGUUUCAAAAGGCUCAAUAUAAUUCAACAUUAGUAUCUAACUUAUUAGAAGAGAUUUCCAAGUUAUCAGCAGACUGUGGUAUUAGAAUAGCUCAUAUUCAACAAUUUAUCAGAUAUUUAAAUAGAAAAGCUCUUAGUUUGAUCAAAUAUGUAGAAACAGAAACAUUAAAAGGCUCCAUUCCUCUGAAAGGUGGAUUGAAAAAACUACGCCAAGAUUUAUCACUAACUAUUGAGGGAGAUUUUAGAAUUGUCAUAGCCACCGCAGAAAAGUUAAAACCUGGAAUUUUUCAAUUCCUAAUGGGGGAUGGGAAAGAAAUAGACUAUCAGUCUCAUCCUUUAGGAGAAAUUAUUUAAUAAUUUAUUUUUAUCUGUGUUAUUUGUGUAAUGAAUUUUUAAUAAUAUUGAAUAAUAAACUUGUUAUUGAUGUUGUGACUGAUUUU